AUGGACAACCCGCAACCAGGCUCGCUGAGCUGGCGACUAAGUUCGCAUCCCAUCACUCUGCUCUGCUUCCUCGGUUUCCGCCUGUCAAGUCUCCUGACCUACCUCUUCGGCCUCUACUUCAGCGAAAACUAUGUCCUCAUCUUCAUCAUUACGAUCAUCCUCCUGGCCAUGGAUUUCUACUAUCUCAAAAACAUUGCUGGCAGAAGAUUGGUUGGUCUGCGCUGGUGGAACGAAGUCAAUGCCCAGUCUGGUGAUGGUAACUGGGUCUUUGAGUCUGCCGAUCCGGAUAGCAGACAGAUCAAUGCUACGGACAAGAGGUUCUUCUGGCUGGCGCUGUACUCACAGCCUGUUAGCUGGGUAGCGCUUGGUAUUGUCGCCAUCUUCAGAUUGCACUUUAUCUGGCUUAGUCUGGUUGUCAUCGCCAUCGUCCUUGCCGUCACCAACACCCUUGCCUUCUCUCGCUGCGACAAGUUCAGCCAGGCCACGAAUAUUGCAACUGGUGCCUUCUCUGCUAGCGGUCUUGCGAGCAAUAUCGGCGGUGCCAUGAUUGGCCGUUUCUUCAGAUAG
Molecule: messenger RNA, 567 nt
Organism: Aureobasidium melanogenum CBS 110374
Lineage: Eukaryota; Fungi; Ascomycota; Dothideomycetes; Dothideales; Saccotheciaceae
Product: golgi apparatus membrane protein tvp23
Exons: 3
Coding region: 1-567 (188 amino acids)
Biological process (GO): vesicle-mediated transport; protein secretion
Cellular component (GO): Golgi membrane
Source: RefSeq, a predicted model, not a curated record